GGGUCGGUAGGGGGCGGUAUUGAGGCUGAGCUGUUGGGUGAAGUGAGCUGGAUCUGAGCGGUGUUGGAGGACUCAGUUUAAACAGGUGUGUGUUUGAUUGGACUGAAUGCAGAAGAGUGUAGCAGUUCUGGGGGGUGGGAUCGGGGGUCUGUCCGCCUGCUACCACCUCAGUAAGAGCUCACAGGUGUCUAAGGUGGUGCUGUUGGAGGCGAGUGGGCGCUGUGGGGGCUGGCUGAGCUCCAGUAGGAGGGAGGAUGGAGCCGUGUUUGAACACGGGCCCCGGGGGGUCCGACCGGCCGGCGCCGCCGGGAAAAACACCUUAAACAUGGUGUGUGAUCUGGGUCUGGAGAGUGAGGUUCUGCCGGUUCCUCACGACCAUGUAGCCUCCAAAAACCGCUACCUCUACGUCCGCGGACAGUUACACAAGAUGCCCUCAGGACCCGGUGGGGUUGUGACCACCAUCCCUCCGUUCUCCCGUCCCAUAAUCCUCAGCGUGCUGAAGGAGGUGCUAGUCAGUAAGGGGAAGGAGGAAGACGAGUCUGUUCACGCUUUCGUCACCAGAAGACUGGGCUCUGAGUUAGCAGAUAUAGCGAUAGACGCUCUGUGUCGGGGGGUGUUUGCGGGGGACAGCAGGAAGCUGAGCGUUCGCUCGUGUUUUCCGCCGCUAUACACUGCAGAACAGAGCCGGGGGUCCAUCGUACUCGGCAUGCUGCUGGGGUCCGGAAAGCGCCCCCCGGUGGAUUCCUCUGCGCUGGUGCGACGGGCUCAGAAGGAGCGCUGGGCUCAGUGGAGUUUAAGGCGGGGCAUCCAGGCACUUCCUGAGGCCCUGGAGGAGGUGCUGAGGGGGCGGGGCCAGGUCGAGGUUCAUAAACACGCCCCCGUCAGGAGACUGGACAAAACUGCAGCCGGCUGGGAGAUUAAACUGGAGGACGGAAUCACUCUGAAAGCUGAUCAUGUGAUCUCUGCUCUACCUGCCUCAGCCUUAGCCUCAGUGCUGCCCCCUGCUGCCGAGCCACUGUCAAAACAGCUUCUGGAGAUUCCCACAGCGACUGUAGGGAUGGUCAACCUGGAGUUCAGCGGCUCUGUGCUUCCAGUAACGGGUUUUGGUCACCUGGUUCCCUCGUCUGAGGAUCGGGGGCUGUUGGGGGUGGUGUACGACUCCAUCCCAUUCCCUCAACACAACCACUCAGGAGAACCUUCAACCAGACUCACAGUGAUGAUGGGCGGAGCUUGGUUCGAGGAGGUAUUUGGUGAUCCUGAUAAAGUGACGGAGCAGGUCCUGAUGGAUCGAGCUUCUGAAGCCGUGCGGAAACACCUGAGCAUCACUCACUCACCUACCUGGAGCAAAGCUGCCGUCCUGAAGAACUGUAUUCCUCAGUACCACGUGGGACACUGGAAGCGUCUCGAAAUGAUGAGGAGGUUCAUCAGCGACGCCGCUCUGCCGCUCACUCUGACCGGAGCUUCUUACGACGGCGUUUCCGUAAAUGAUGUCAUAAUGAGUGGGCGGGACGCAGCAGAGGGACUGGUGGGGAAAGUCUGAACUGGUGCAUUGUGGGUAAAGGUGGUGUGAAGUGAUUAUGGGGCUGUUUCCCAACGUGAGGAUAAUACACACUGGAUUACCGCUUUAAAACCCAUUGAUGUCCAUUUCUGAAGUUCUGAGUGCGGCAGUUUAACACACGCACACCUGUUUAAAGCAGCGGCCAAUCACGUACAGCAUACUCUCAACCGGAAACCACCAUCCAUCUGGACUAUUGCAUCCAGCACUGAGGAGCUGAUCCAUCCAUGUCUAUAUCAGCGUACAGUCACUCGUAUAUCUACAGGUGCAUCUCAAAAAUUUUGAAUAUCAUUGAAAAGUUACUUUUUUCGGUAAAUUAGUUCAAAAAGUGAAACUCUUAUAUUAUAUAGAUGUAUUAAACGCAGAGUGAUCUGAUUUUAAGUGUUUAUUUCUUUUAUUGUUGAUGAUUAUGGCUUACAGCCAAUAAAAACCCAAAAAUCAGUAGCUCAGAAAAUUAGAAUAUUAUAUAAGACCAAUUGGUACUUUUGGCAGUGUGGGCAGUGUGCCAAGUCCUGCUGGAAAAUGAAAUCUGAAUCUUGAUAAAGGUUCUCAGUAGCAGAGGGAAGCUGUACGAUAUGAAGUGCUGUAAGAUUUUGUGGGAAAACAAAACUGCACUGACUUUAGACAAGGGAUCAUCGACAAUAAAAGAAAUAAACGCUUUAAAUAGAUCAUUUUGUGUGUAAUACAUCUAUAUACUAAAUGAGUUUCAAAUAAAUUCACUGAAAUAAUCUAAUCUAAUCUAAUCUUUUUAAUGAUGUAUUGAUUUUUAAUGAUAAUUAUUUUUUUUGAGAUGCAGUUGCAUAUACUCACACUUAUAUCCAGUAUCUAAAUUACUUGUAUUUUUAGACUGAGAACAUGAGAACACGGAAACUCCACCCAGAUAGGGACUUGAACCCGAGACAACAAAACCGAAUGUAGGAGAGAUUUAGUGUUAGUGCUGGAGGUAAAACUAAACUAGCACCUUUUAAAAGUGUAUUUUACCUUCUACAGAUCUGUUCCAACCAUUUUGACUAAUUUAAACGCUUUAAUUAAAGGUUUUACGUUCUAUAAAACUAGUUCUGACACCAUUUCUAGAAGAAUUAGAAUAAUCAGAUUGAUGGGUGGAGCUUACACUAUAGUAAAGCAGCUGAAUACAGAGUCCAUAAAUAUUUGGACAUGUAGUGUACUUCAGUCAGUGAGCUGUUUAGCACAGGUAUAGUAGUGUGUGUGUGUGUUCCGCUCUGAUGCAGCCCACACAAUCGCACACACACUAUAACACACACACACAAUCACACACAAACACACACACACACACUGUUAGUAUUACUGUGUAAAUGUGGACAGUUUUGAUUCUGAAGAGGCUUUGCUUCAUCUGAUUGGUGUCAUCAUGCUUGUCUGCACUGGUGGGAUUUUUGAUUGUGUGUGUGUGAUCGUGUGAUGGUGUGUUUUAGUGUGUGUGUGUGUGAGUUUUGAUUGUGUGUGUGAUUGUGUGUGUGUAAUUUUAGAGCUACUUCAGAACUGUAUGCAUAGAAAUACAAACUCAUCUUCAUACAGAUGAAGCCCUUGAGCUGUGUGUGUAGUGUGUGUGUGUGUGUGUUCCCUGCUGAAGUAUACAGUGUCAAUCAAGAGAAGGACAACCUACUUUUCAUAAUAUUUUAUCACAAUUUUUAGGGGGAGGAUGCACCAAAUAUUUGGCAACCAAAGAUAUUUGGCCGACUUAACUAAAACAUUUUACAAAAAAAUAAAAACAAUGUAUUUGAUCAAGUGAUAUAGUAAUAUUAGAUUAAUGUAAUUGGUUGCAUUAAGACAAAUUAAUUUCUGCAAUGGUUAAAAAGUGGCAAAUUAAAGAAGUCCUGCAAAAAUUAAUAUUUGGCAACUGUAAUUAUUCUUCAAAAAAAUAAAAAGACAGAAUUAUUCAAUUUUAAAUACCAUACCAUCCCCUCCAUAACAACCUUCUGCCACCACAGACUGUAGCAAAUGUCCUAGCAACCACCUACCAUACCAUAAAAACCACCUUUAAUGCCAUAGUAGACAUCUAAAACUACACACACUUGCAAACACUCGACACGCUGUAACAAAUGUGUUAAAUUACAUCCUAGCAACCACCUAACAUACCAUAGCAGUCACUAACAAUACUCUGGCAACCACCUACAGUACCAAAACAGUCACCAACAAUACUCUGGCAACCACCUACAGUACCAAAACGGUCACCAACAAUACUCUGGCAACCACCUACAGUACCAAAACGGUCACCAACAAUACUCUGGCAACCACCUACAGUACCAUAGCAAUCACCAACAAUACACUUGCAACCACCUGAGAUGUUAAAAUGUGUCCAUUUAAAAGCCUUUGUUUAAUAUUAUUGUAUUAUAGUCUUUUCAUUUGUCCAUCGGAAUUGAACACUCUGUGCCUUUAUGACUAAUAUAUGUAAAUGACCUCUUUUCUCAUUGGCUGCCAUGUUUUCCAUGUGCCAUUUAAACAGCAGUUCGGGUUGAAACACCCUUAUGAUUGUGGUUCAAACAAGCAACACUAAACUGAGGUUAGCUUAAUGCUGAAAUUGAAUGGGCGGGGCUGGAAUUGAAUGGGCGGGGCUAAAAUACUAUACUAUACUAAACUGCUGUAGGCUGAAUGGGUGGAGCCAAACUAAACUGCUGUAGGCUGAAUGGGUGGAGCUAAACUAUACUAAACUGCUGUAGGCUGAAUGGGUGGAGCUAAACUAAAAUGCUGUAGGCUGAAUGGGUGGAGCUAAACUAAACUAAACUGCUGUAGGCUGAAUGGGUGGAGCUAAACUAUACUAAACUGCUGUAGGCUGAAAGGGUGGAGAUAAACUAAACUGCUGUAGACUGAAUGGGUGGAGCUAAAUUGAACUAAACUGCUGUAUGCUGAAUGGGUGGAGCUAAACUAUACUAAACUGCUGUAGGCUGAAUGGGUGGAGCUAAACUAUACUAAACUGCUGUAGGCUGAAUGGAUGGAGCUAAACUAAACUGCUGUAGGCUGAAUGGGUGGAGCUAAACUAAACUGCUGUAGGCUGAAUGGGUGGAGCUAAGAUGCAGGAUGCAGUACUGUGUUUUUGACUUAUCAGUAGCAAAAAAAUAUAAUGAAUGUAAUUGAGUAUAAUUAGUAUCCAGGCUGUUGAUGGACAGCCUGAGAUCUGAGAGCUGAUUGGACGAAUGCAGUUUAUGAAUAAUGUUAAUAAAGUAAAUGUGAAUGUAUUUUUUAUAUGUUAUUGCCUUUUAUAUUAAUAAACUGUGAAGUAAGUUCUGAUAAGUGCAAA
This is a messenger RNA of Astyanax mexicanus (Mexican tetra), 4808 nucleotides long. RefSeq names its product protoporphyrinogen oxidase (gene ppox). The coding region runs from base 107 to 1540 and encodes 477 amino acids. The transcript is spliced from 13 exons. Gene Ontology annotation, molecular function: protoporphyrinogen oxidase activity, oxygen as acceptor. The record is from RefSeq and is a predicted model, not a curated record. Gene Ontology annotation, biological process: heme biosynthetic process. NCBI's taxonomy places the organism in Eukaryota, Metazoa, Chordata, Actinopteri, Characiformes, Acestrorhamphidae. Gene Ontology annotation, cellular component: mitochondrial inner membrane.